GAGAAAAAGUCUGUGUCCUUAAAGACGUAGGCGAGCGUAAAGUAUCAACACGAGAGCUGAGAGGAAAGAGGAAAAAAAAAACGAGAAAAAAAAAACAAAAAAAAAACGGGAAAGGCGUACUGAGUUGACCCAAGUGAUUGAGCAGGAAAGCCCCACUGAGCGCAGAGUGGGCUCUGCGUAAAGACCCGCAGACUCCAGAGACAAACUCAGACCUGAGACCAGUUUAAAAGCUGUCCAGGCUCUUUGAUCGCAUAUGACUGUGUGGGAGCUGAAUUAAAAGAGAGUCUCUUUGCGCACAAACAAGAGCAACUGUUGUGCAUCCCAGAGGUUUUACGGUCGGAGCCUGCGUGCUGAGGAAGACAUGGCCAAGUUAUUCCGAGCUGCUAUCAUGGGUCCUCCAGGAUCAGGGAAAGGAACGAUAUCUAAGAGGAUUGCAGACAGAUUCGGCCUGCAGUAUCUGUCCAGUGGCCACUUUCUGCGGGAUUGCAUGGCGGCGAAUACAGAGGCAGGUGUGAUGGUCAGGACCUAUGUAGAAAGAAGCAUGUUGGUGCCGGACCAUGUGAUGACCAGACUGAUGCUGCCCAGGCUGGAGCAGCUGAUGGGCCACAGCUGGCUGCUGGACGGUUUUCCCCGGACUCUGUCGCAGGCCCAAGCCCUGAACAAUUUGUGUCAGCUCGACCUUGUCAUCAGCCUCAACAUCCCCUAUGAGACUCUGAGGGAGAGACUGAGCGACCGCUGGAUCCAUCCAGCCAGCGGUAGAGUCUACAACAUGGGCUUCAACCCACCUCAAGUCAAGGGUAAGGACGACAUCACUGGGGAGCCGCUAAUUCAACACGAUGACGACAAACCAGAAGCCCUGAUGUCCCGACUGAGACACUACAAAGAUGUGGCCAAGCCUGUCAUAGACUUAUACAAGUCACAGGGAAUUCUGCACUCGUUUUCCGGCACAGAGACGGACCGUAUUUGGCCUUACAUCAACUCCCUCCUCAACACAAAGAUGCACACACAGCCAUCAGACGCCUUCCAGACUCGGACACCCUGACACUCCUCCAAAAGAAAAAAAAAAGCACCGGGAAAUGUCAGGAUGCUGCCAGGAAAAGUGGUUUGAUGUUUCCUCUUGCCGGCCUCAGCUUUCAGUUUCCUCAUUAACAGUGAGGUUUAGAGUGACAGACACGGACACUGAUCAAAACUGUCCAACAAGUUUGUGAUUCAGUAGCUUGUUUUUUUUUCCGUGCGUUAAGCUUUGUUGUGUUGAUUUCUGCUUUAUCUUAGCGAAAUGUUCACGUCCUUCAGGAAUAUUCAUAUUCAUUUUUGCUUAUCAUGAGUUUACACAGGCACUCCAAAAUAUAUUAAACCAAAAACAAAGCAGAAAAGGUCUCACUCCAGUAUCAGCUAUAUGAUAACAAUCUCUCAUAACAUAUUCGAAUGCACUUUAAAUUCUAAUUCUAUAAUAAAGCAAAUCAUUUCACAUUGUUGUCAAAGUAAAUAAACACAUUUUGGAGUGAAACAAUGAACAGAGGAGUUAUAGUUUAUCACUGAGCAUGAUAACAAAAAACAAAUUUUAUUAAAUUCAAUCUCACCACAGCCUUAACUGAUAGAUUCAAGAUGCAUUAUAGACAUUAUUUGGGCUCAUGUCUCUGAAAGUUAUGCAAACGUGUGUCCCAUGUAAUAUGCUGUGUAUAACGCCUACAAGUCAGCUGCUACAUUCGUAUGUGCCUGUUCUGCGGGGCUUUUUAUCAGCUCAGUGUUUGUAGAACUUAUCCAUCAAUUACUCAAAAAACAAAAAUGUGCACUGUUUAAACUUCUCUUCUUUAUCUUUGUGCUGAAUGCUGCAGGAUGUUAUGCAUUCUGCAGAAGUUAACAUGCAGGUGAGCCUGGUGAGGCUGGUGACUGGUGCAGAAAAGCCCCAGAAAUACUCAGCAUGCUCUGUGGCUGGGAUGAAGACCAAUGCACAGAAUGUAGACCACAUUCAAUAUUGUUACAUUCCAUUAAAGGAGCAAUUUGUAAAAUAUGGCUAGAAUUUAAAGGUAGCUCUAGAAAUAAAAGCGGCACUAUAUCACCAGAGUAACAGACAACCGCUGCUAGCUAUCCUUGGCUGUAGCUAACUAUCAACAGCAGGGAAGCAGGAAAGUCAGACACAGUUGAGAGUGCUGAGGCUUCAGUUUAUAUAAUGUUGUCAUUGUAAAUGUUUUUUGUAUUAAUUUGAAUUGCCUGAAUAGAAUGUAUCUAAUCAUUAUUAACAGUAAAUUUCAAUCAAAUCAAUUUGAUAAUGUUUUGCCUGACAGCAGAUGGCAAACUUGAAACAAACAUACUUUGACAUACAGUCAACGACAGGAAGGAGAUGAAGAAGGAGAAAAGUUCCCCGUCAAUUUUGCGAGUUAUUGAGUUGGGAAACAUUUCUGUAGUUGUUGUUCCCACAGCUAGACUCAGAACCGGGUCCAAACACAGCCUCUUAGUCCGUCAGUUUAAAGUGAGGGGAUGCAUUACAGAGGCAAUUUACAGAGACUCUGAUCAGAGCGACGGGUCAUGGCAGGAGGCAUAGAGAAGUAUGUGGCAAGAGAGGAGCAAGAUAAAGCCGGGCAUCAGCGAGCACAAACUACAUAUAGAACUGGAAUAUUUCCACAUCAUACACUCUUAAGCUUUAUUUUGACCAUGCCAGAGGUGACUGUGGAAAAACAGACAGUGUUUAAUGAAGAGUUUGAAUAAAGAGUGUUUCACGAUGAGUUAAUGAGGCUGUUGAGCUCGUAUUAGAUCGGGAAGAAAGAAACUUGAAUUAAGGGGGGGGUGCAGAUGUAUGUUUCUGUUAAUUAAGGAAGAUAGAAGUGAGAGUAUUUCAUUUCUUGGCAUGUUGUGAUUUUAUUUUGACUUUAUCUAUCGCACUGAAAGCUGAGAGAGCUUGAACAACGUAGCGACUGCAAAUUGCAUGUAUCACACAGUUGAGACUCGCCUCUUGUGGAACAAAGUAGUACUGCAGGAGGUGACAGGGGUAGUUGGUUAGCACGCUAACUUCAGUCACAUCUUUGACAUCAUGACAACACUGUUGUUUCUUCACACUGCUAAUAGUGUUUGCUAACUUUCAGGGGAAUUUUGAAACCAAAAUAUUCUCGCCAUGUUGCACAAAUUGCUCCUUUAAAUAUAAACGGUUGCCUUGAGAUUUCAAAUCAUCAAAAAGUCAGAGAUGAUGAUAAAAUGUUGUGUAUUGCAGGGUUUGUACAGCUUUAGAAAUCUUGCUGGAUAUAACUUUAGUAGUUUUUUUUUUAAUGUGAAAGAAAUGUGCCUGUUGCAGGGUGAAUGGGUGUAAAUGUUAUCGUUCUAGACUUUAAAAAGAAAAAUUCUAAGUGAUUGGUAAAGGUCUUGUCACACUUUCACGCCCAACAGAGUCACCUCUUCCAGAAAAAUGUAUAUUCCACCAAACCGCCCAACAUGUGAGCUUAUCUUUUGCAGUAAGCGCACUAGUGACAGUGCAAUGAAAAGAAACAAUUUAAUUGUUUUUCCAGCUCUGUCCAUGCUGCCUCUUCAGAUUUCAAUCUUCAUAGUCAAAGGUUAUCGCCUGAAAUUGAUUAUGAAGCAUCGAAAUAGCAAUGCACACCGAGUCAUCGACUGGGCGUAAGUAACCAGCUGCAAAAUGUACUUUUU
Acanthopagrus latus (yellowfin seabream) is the source of this 3636-nucleotide messenger RNA. RefSeq names its product adenylate kinase 4 (gene ak4). The record is from RefSeq and is a predicted model, not a curated record. Gene Ontology annotation, cellular component: mitochondrion; cytoplasm. Bases 362 to 1042 code for a protein of 226 amino acids. The transcript has 5 exons. NCBI's taxonomy places the organism in Eukaryota, Metazoa, Chordata, Actinopteri, Spariformes, Sparidae. Gene Ontology annotation, biological process: nucleobase-containing compound metabolic process. Gene Ontology annotation, molecular function: nucleoside diphosphate kinase activity; AMP kinase activity; ATP binding.